Molecule: messenger RNA, 2303 nt
Organism: Eleginops maclovinus (Patagonian blennie)
Lineage: Eukaryota; Metazoa; Chordata; Actinopteri; Perciformes; Eleginopidae
Gene: rhcga
Product: Rh family, C glycoprotein a
Exons: 11
Coding region: 53-1522 (489 amino acids)
Biological process (GO): ammonium transmembrane transport; ammonium homeostasis
Cellular component (GO): plasma membrane
Molecular function (GO): ammonium channel activity
Source: RefSeq, a predicted model, not a curated record
GCAUAGUUGCGAGUCUGGUUGACGAUUGAUCAGGGCAUCGGCAGAGGUCAACAUGGGGAACUGCUUGGAGUGCUUGGGGAAUUUUUUCUGUCGGCAAAAGAACACCAAUGUGCGUUUUAGUCUGCCGGCUGUCUGCUUCGCCUGGCAGAUUGCUAUGAUUGUACUGUUUGGAGUUUUCAUCCGGUAUGAUGGUGAAUCAGACGUGAAAAAAUGGUUGGAGCACAAAAAAACCGAAAACAUCAGCAGCGACAUCGAAAACGACUUCUACUUCAGAUAUCCAAGCUUCCAAGACGUCCAUGUCAUGAUCUUUGUCGGAUUCGGUUUCCUCAUGACCUUCCUGAAACGCUACAGCUUCGGUGGGAUUGGCUUCAACUUCCUGAUUGCUGCCUUUGGUCUGCAGUGGGCACUACUCAUGCAAGGCUGGUUCCAUUCGCUUGACCCCGCCACUGGGAAAAUCUAUAUCGGAAUAGAAAGUCUGAUCAAUGCAGACUUCUGCUGUGCCGGCUCUCUGAUUGCCAUGGGUGCUCUGCUGGGGAAAGUAAGCCCCGUCCAGCUGAUGGUUGUCACUUUAUUUGGCAUCACACUGUUUGCUGUGGAAGAAUACAUCAUCCUCGACCUCCUUCAUUGCAAAGAUGCUGGUGGCUCCAUGGUCAUUCACGCCUUCGGAGGGUACUAUGGUUUAGGAAUCUCCUGGGUCCUUUAUCGACCACACCUACACCAGAGCAAACGCCUCAAUGGAUCUGUCUAUCACUCUGAUAUGUUUGCCAUGAUUGGUACACUUUUCCUCUGGAUGUUCUGGCCCAGUUUUAACUCAGCCAUCACAGACCAUGGUGAUGGGCAGCCCAGAGCGGCCAUCAACACCUACCUUGCCCUCGCCUCCUCUGUUCUCACCGCUGUGGCCAUCUCCAGCUUGUCACAGAAGAAAGGAAAGCUGGACAUGGUUCAUAUCCAGAACGCCACUCUGGCAGGUGGGGUUGCCAUGGGAACAGCUGCAGAGUUCAUGAUCACUCCUUACGGGUCGCUCAUCGUGGGUUUCUGUUGCGGCAUCAUCUCCACCUUUGGCUACCUCUUUGUUACGCCCUUCUUGGAAAAUACGUUGAAGCUCCAGGACACAUGUGGCGUCCACAACCUGCAUGCUGUGCCAGGGAUGCUCGGUGGCUUUAUAGGUGCCAUAGUUGCUGCAGCCGCUAGUGAAGAGGUCUAUGGCAAAGAGGGGUUGAUCCAUGUGUUCGAUUUUGAAGGCGAAUUUGCAAACAGAUCGGUGCAAACCCAGGGAGGCUUUCAGGCUGCAGGAACAUGUGUGGCUAUUGCAUUUGGACUUGUUGGAGGAUCGCUUGUUGGUUUAAUUCUGCGGCUUCCUAUCUGGGGCGACCCUGCUGAUGACAACUGCUUUGAUGAUGAAGUUUAUUGGGAGGUUCCUGAGGAGGAGGAGAUCAUCCCUCCUGUCUUGGAGUAUAACAACCACAUGAUUCACAAGCAUCAAGACAUAUCCGAGUCAAACUUUUCUGUGGAGCAAAGUUAGAAAGAUCCACCCUACCUCAGAGAAUUUUGAACUUGAUCUAGCUGUGAAACGACACUAAUUUAUGAAGGAGCCACCCUCAAAAACGGGCAAAUCUACAAGAGAAGGAAAUCACACUGACUAUGCCACAGCCACACUGGUCAGGGAUUGGAAGCCCUAAGGUUGUGAUUAUGGUGACUAAAUAUCUUAUUAAUCUACAAUAAUUUUGAAUCAAACUUCUUGAAGGAAUUAUAAAUGAUAUGUUCAUUCCCUUUUCUAUUUUGGAUGAAAAUUCUUAAACUUGCAGAUUCUUAUUGUAUGCUAAAUAUAAUUUACUCGAUCAAAGCAGCUAAUACAUGAUGAUUAAUCAAAGACACUUUGUUUAUCUCAUGCUUAUAAAGGACAUAACAACUGAGAGAAAAGUGUACAUCAGAUGUUAUAUCUUUUUUGUUAUAUUGUCAUUGACAACAUUUGCCAUGACAUUUUUCAUAAAUGAACAGUCUGUUGACAUACACUUUAUUGAGCGUUUGUUCAAUAAAUAAGGUUCCGCCAAAUUAGGUAUUUUAUGAGUUGUAUGACUUACUUUGUUAUUUCUUUAAAAUAAUGUAUAGGUCUUGUAAGCUGCUGUACAUAUUAUUGUAUCAAUCUCUAUUUGUUUGGAAAAUAACUUCUUAACUAUUUUACAACUUUUAAUGAUUUGGUUGCUGUAGUGUUGAAUAUUAUGUGAUUGUAUAUGACUAUAUCCAGUUUGAGAUCACAUGUAACUGGCAUUGAACAAUAAAGUUGUAUUAUUGUCAUUCUCAAA